AUGCUGGAAUGCAAUCUCAAGGCAGCGAGCAAGAACAGCGAUACCAAUGGAUGCUAUAAAGAUUGUAUGAAUGACUAUUGGCCUCAGCCCUAUGCCGCUGCUCCUGCUGCUGUUCAUGAUGAGGAUGACAUUCCAUCAGCACCAACAGCCGCCAUGGAACAACAAGAAGAAGACAUUGAAGAGGAAAAUGAAGAAGAAGAGGCACAACCCGAAAUCCUGGAUAAUCAUGAGGAUGAUGAAGUAGUUGAAGAAUCCGAUGACCCUGACAACGCAAUCGAUCGCAUGGCAGAACCAGAUCAAGUAUUUGAUCAGGAGGUGACACAAGAGGAUGAUGAUCAAGCCGCUUCCGACAAGGAUAAUUUUGUCCUUGUUGCUGCUGCAGCACAACAAGAGAAUGAUGGUAGUAGCACUGUUGAAGAAGCUUACCACAAGGACGACGACGACCAUCAUGAUUCCCAUCAACAACCAACCUCCAUGAAAGGAGAUCAUCCAGUCGCUACAGUCACUGCUUACACAACGAGCCAUGUCACGGUCAUGCCCGAUGGUCAACCCUUGCCAACGAGUGGUCAUGGUGUGCCUAAUAAUACAUCUGCUGCUGGUGCUUCACACAAAGUAGUCGCCUUGUUCUCCAUCACUCUGCCAGUGCUCAUUGGUGGAUGCAUGCUUUCUUUGUUUAUUUGA
Messenger RNA from Lichtheimia ornata, 681 nucleotides. RefSeq lists its product as uncharacterized. NCBI's taxonomy places the organism in Eukaryota, Fungi, Mucoromycota, Mucoromycetes, Mucorales, Lichtheimiaceae. The record is from RefSeq and is a predicted model, not a curated record. The coding region runs from base 1 to 681 and encodes 226 amino acids. The transcript has 2 exons.